This is a messenger RNA of Ipomoea nil (Japanese morning glory), 486 nucleotides long. RefSeq lists its product as uncharacterized. Lineage: Eukaryota; Viridiplantae; Streptophyta; Magnoliopsida; Solanales; Convolvulaceae. Bases 1 to 486 code for a protein of 161 amino acids. The record is from RefSeq and is a predicted model, not a curated record. The transcript has 2 exons.
AUGGCGGCAGCGUUUAAUGUUUAUGGCAACCCAGUUUUGAAGGAAGCUAUUGAUGGAAUUCAUGGCGUCUCUUCACCCAGAGGGGUGUUACAGUACCCAUUCACUUGGGAGAGGGGAAGGGGCACGGGAGAGUGGGUGGAGGAAAGACUAGAUAAGGUGGUAGCGGUUGAGGAGUGGUGUGAUAUGUAUAGGGGAGCUAUACUCUAUAAUGUGGUUACACUCAAUUCGGAUCGUUCGAUUCUUUUCUUGGACUUUCAUGGCCGUACGGAGGAGGGUGGUAGGAGAAUGAGUUUUCGUUUUGAAAAUGCUUGGCUGUUUGAGGAGGACUGUAGAGGGGUGGUUCAGGGGGCUUGGGCGGAGUCAACAGGUUUGGGGUUGCAAGAGCGGUUGGGGUUGUGUGGUACAAGUUUGGGGAGGUGGGGUGGUGAGAGGUUUCACAAGUUUGGUAGAACUAUUGGGAAACUGCAUAAUGAAAUGGAUCGGUAG